Molecule: messenger RNA, 1334 nt
Organism: Vitrella brassicaformis
Lineage: Eukaryota; Vitrellaceae
Source: the annotation of a GenBank genome assembly
CACACAAAGCCCGACCCCGGCCAACUCUCUCCCUGAAAACAGAGACACCCAAACGGCUCAAAACGCCAGCUACCCUACACGCCUCUUCUCUGAUUCACUCGUCCUCUUCCUCGUCGUCCUUGUCGGCCUUCUUCUUCCUCUUCUUCUUCUCCUUGGGCGGCUCAGGCUGCUUCUCGAGCGAGAGGAUGAAGCUCCACUCAUCCGCCGACACGGGCGACACCGACAGGCGAGCCCUGUGCGCAGGGCAAGGGAGAGGAGGAAGCAGGGCACACCACACAAACAAACAUUGCAGAUGGGUGGAUACUCACUGGCUGGUUGCUGAGGCGCUCACAGACUUACCGUGUGAAGAGGUGCAUGUCCUUGAGCUCCUUCUCUUUGUAGCGCUUCAACUCCUGACACACACGCAGAGGCAGCUCAGCUAGGUGUCCUGACAGUUGUCACCGUCUCCUGCCUGCCCGCAUUGCCGUCCGUAUACUUCGAGUGAAAUCAUGCGCUCCAGCUCACGCUCAAACUGCUCAGACAGACAACACGUACACAGAAAACCUGUUACCUGUCUGUGUGUCUGUGUGACGCUCACCUUGACAUCGACCAUGUCCCACCGCGGGUCCUCCUUCUUGCUCUUGGCGUCGUAAUGGGGGUUCUGCGCAUGGGAUGGGUGCGUGCAGUCGUAUGCGCGUGAAUGAAUGGGUGAGGUCAGGCCACCUUCUCGUCGAACUGUGUGUGGUCGGGGUACGCCUCACGGACAAUCGUCGCGAUACCGACGAUACCUACACAACACACACACACACACACACAAAGGGAUAGGCCGGGCCCCCUGGACCAGCCGCCAGCGUACCUGGCACCUUGCAGUUUGAGUGAUAGAAGAAGGCUUUGUCGCCGACCUUCAUCCCUCGCAUAACAUUCCGCGCCUGGAAGUUGCGCACGCCAUCCCUGAGCAAGCAUUUGCUGAUAGACACUUGACCCUCCCUCCCCUCCCUCCCUCUCGGCUGCUGCUGACCACUCGGCCGUUUGGUCGGGGGACUCCUUCAGGUCGUCGAUAGAGAACUUCAUGUCCAUGCCCUUCUCCAUGCCUGCAAUGCAUGCGCCACACAUACACAGACGCAGAAGAGAAGACGCCGAUGUCACUGCAUGACGUGUGAAUGAAUGAAUGAUUGGCUGGCUUACGAGAAUCAGGUUCAGACUUCAUGAGAAAGUACCGCGGUCCGUCCGCGGCAGCUGCAGAUGAGGAGCACUCGCCUGCCUGGCCCUCUGCAGCCUCAUCCCGCUUCCUCUUGGCUGGCAUCAGGUGCACCCUCCGAGCCCUCGGCAGGCGAUGCUGGCUGCUGACAGUGCCG